AUGAGCGCACCCCGAGGCAGAGGCGCACACGGCGGCCGCGGCGGCGCAGGCGGGCGAGGCGGCCGCGGCGGCGGUGCUGGCGGCUCGAGCGCACGCCAGGCGGCCUUCGGCGGCGCCCUGACGGGCAACGGCGAGUCCUCGUCCGGCGCGCCCAGGGGCCCUCGCGGCUCUCGCGGCCGCGGCUCUGUCCGGGUCGCACCGGAGCGCCACGCAGACGUGACAACAGAUCGUGCAGCGGUGGGUGCAGCUGCCGCCGCGGCCGCUGCGGCUGCCGACGCGGCAGGCAAGACCGACGCCGACGAGGCGGACCUGUGCUUCAUCUGCGCCGAGCCGAUCAAGCUGUACAGCAUCGCCGCGUGCAACCACCGGACGUGCCACAUCUGCGCCAUCCGGCUGCGCGCGCUGUACAAGAAGAAGGAGUGCACGUUCUGCAAGUCGCCGAUCGAGCGUCUCAUCUUCACCUCCUCGCCGGACCGGGACUUUGAGACCUUCGAGCCCUCCGAGCUGCCAUACAGCGAUGCGAAGCUCGCAAUCCGCUUCGAGACGCAGGCGGCGAUGGAGGAGACGCUCAUCCUGCUGCGCUUCAACUGUCCGGAGGAGAGCUGCGAGGUCGCGAGCGCAGGCUGGUCAGACUUGAAGGGUCAUGUGCGGCGCGAGCACCAGAAGAUGAUGUGCGACCUGUGCAUCCGCAACAAGAAGAUCUUCUCGCACGAGCACACACUGCACACGCACGCAUCGCUGAACGCGCACAUCGCCGAGGAGCACGGGCACUGCGACUUCUGCCGUGAGCACUUCUACUCCGAGGACGAGCUCUUCAUCCACAUGCGCGACCGGCACGAGCAGUGCCAUCUGUGCAAGGCCAAGGGCGGCGAGGAGGAGCGCUGGCGCUACUACAAGGACUACAACAUGCUUGAGAAGCACUUCCGCGACAGCCACUACCUCUGCCCCGCGCAGGAGUGCAUGGAGAAGAAGUUCAUCGUCUUUGACAGCGAGAUGGACUUCAACUCGCACCGCGUGCAGGAGCACGGCAACGAGCUCACACAGCGCGAGCGGAGAGACUUGACGCGCGUCGAGGCCAACUUCACGUACGACGAUGCCACGCCCGCUGCCGGCGCUGCCGGUGGCUCGAGCAGCCGUGGUGGUCGGGCGCGUCGCGGCGGACGAGGUGGCGCCGUGGUGCCAGACGGGCCCUCGAACGUGGCAGGACGAGCGCAAGUGCCGGGCUCGGGACCGUCGCGGCGCGCUGCGUUCGGCGGCAACCUGACCGGCGCGAAUGGCUCGGCACCGCCCUCGGGGACACAGACUCCGCGCGAGGAUCCAGUGACGGGCCUGAGCACGAGCAAUGAUCCGGCGAUGAUGUUCAUCGCGCGCGUCUCAUCGAUUCUCAACGACUCUGCCUCACGCCUUGCCUCAUUCCGCUCGGCCGUCAAGACGUAUAGGGCGGGCGAGAUGUCCGGCAGGGACCUGGCCGACUCGCUGCACAACAUCAUCGGCGAGGUGGACGAUGGCACUGUGGUUGUGAACGGCCUGGUGGACCUGCUCGACGACGAGGGCAAGAAGCGCGAGCUGCUGAGCGCAUGGAACUCGCUGCGCAUCGAGCGCACGCAGUUCCCCUCACUCACCCCGCAGGCCCACGAUGGCCGAUAUGCGGGCAUCGCCGGCGGGCAAGUGCGCAGCGCCAAGGCGAGCUCAGCCGCGCACGGCCAGAUCUGGGCGAACGUCGAGCGCGCUGCCUCGGCUUCCUCAGGGCACCGCGCCGGCAAACCACCAGCCCUGCGCGAGUUCCCCACGCUGCGUCCUGGCGGAGGCGGCUCGGCGGCCAUCCCCGGCUCGGCGGUACAUGCGCGCCUGGCGAACAGCAGCCUUGCUCGCGCAGCUGGCAACCGCACGCCGUGGGCCGGCGCGCCCGUGUCGAUGCCGUCGGUCACCUCGCCCGGCACCGGCUCGGCGCCGCGGCCAUACACGGUACAAGGGCGCAGCGUAGCAGGCGCUGCUGGAGCGAGCAGCUCUGGCAAGGCGCCGCCGAAGCCGAGUGCCAGCGCCUUUCCGGACCUGCCGACGAAUGCCAGCGUCGCUGCGCUUGCGGCGCACAAGCGGGCUGUGCUGGCGAAGGGCAAGGCGCGCGCCAACGGCUCGGCCGGCUCGACGCCAUCAGGCAGCGGCACCUCGACGCCGUGGGGCACGGCCGGCGGUCCGCCGAGCCCGCCCGUGGAGCGCCUCGACGAGCUGUACGCCUCGCCCGAGAUUGAGAAGGCGUCGCCCUUGGCUCGCGCCGGCAUGAACCAGCGCGCUGCCGAGGGUGCCGGCGGCGGCGGCGGCGGCGGCAAGAAGAAGCAGAAGCAGAUCGUCAUGUCGUUUGGCGGCGUGCACCGCGGCUAG
Tilletiopsis washingtonensis is the source of this 2379-nucleotide messenger RNA. RefSeq lists its product as hypothetical. The transcript has 6 exons. The coding region runs from base 1 to 2379 and encodes 792 amino acids. The record is from RefSeq and is a predicted model, not a curated record. Gene Ontology annotation, molecular function: ubiquitin protein ligase activity; ribosome binding. Lineage: Eukaryota; Fungi; Basidiomycota; Exobasidiomycetes; Entylomatales. Gene Ontology annotation, biological process: rescue of stalled cytosolic ribosome; protein ubiquitination.